Molecule: messenger RNA, 1557 nt
Organism: Candidozyma pseudohaemuli
Lineage: Eukaryota; Fungi; Ascomycota; Pichiomycetes; Serinales; Metschnikowiaceae
Exons: 2
Coding region: 1-1557 (518 amino acids)
Source: RefSeq, a predicted model, not a curated record
AUGCCCGCCGUUUCUACCGCCAGCACUAUCACCAAAGCAUCUAAGAAGAAGAGCUUCCCUAAGAAGACGUCCACUGACAGAGGCAGCCUCAAGGAAAGUGACGCCCACAUUAGGGAGAAAAAAUUGAAGGACAAGAAGAGAAAGCGUUCUCAGAGAAAGCGUUCUACUAAGAACCCCAAGGACGUCAAGGAGGACGUCAAGGAAGACGUCUCCAAGUCCACCCCAUCUCAGGUUAAGCCUGUUGAGUCUACUAAGGAAAAGAAGAAGAGGGUGUUCCUCUCUAACGAGGGCGACUCCUUCUACCCAUCCCAAUUCUUCACUUUCCAGCUCAUUUUUGAGGACUUUGUGCCUCUCAACCCAGGUCAGACUUCUUACCUUGAGCACUACUUGGCCCAAAAGAAGGAAGAAUGCCCAGAGGUGAAGGAAACUCCUGAGCCCGAGGUCAUUCCUGUUCAGCACUUGCCUGAAUCAGCCAACCCAGUUCAGGAAACUCCAGAAGCUGAGGUCAUCAACCCAGUUCCAGUUCAGGAAACUCCAGAACCAAAGGUUACCAUAACUCCAGCAAUUUCCCCUAAGCUCGAGGUUUCUAACAAUGUCCAGGCAGCACCUUUGCCCCUGGACUUUCCCUCCAAGACUUGGUCGUCUGAAAAGACCUACUACUCAGGCGACUUUCUCCACUUCAGAAAGUCACUCAAGGAAGAGGAAGUUUCCUACCUCCCCAAGGAAUUCUUUUUCUGGCAGGACGCCUUAUCCGAGAAGUCUGAGGAGUCGUUCGACAUCGAGGACUUUUUCGAGUUCCAACUUAUUCUGGAGGAGCUCAUGUCUCUUGACCCACUGAAGAAGACCACCAAACCAAAGAAGGUCUUCCUCGUGGACGACGGACAAUUUUUCGUCACCGACUUAUUCAGCUUUCAAACCAUUGCUGAAAGUCUCGAAUCACUCGACGGUGAUUUGUCUGACUACGAGUUCUGCUUGCGUGAAGAGCAGUUUGAGUUGUACUCCAGUGGAGAAUCGGAGCCAGAAACAGAGCCCGUGAAGACUCAGGAGGUCUACUUCCCCGAAGACUUCUGCAAAUUCUUCCAGCUCUGGACUUCGAGCCCUAAGUACAAUGAGGUACACUCCUUCAUUUUGCCAAGGGACUUUUUCCACUGGCAGGGUGUCUUCAAUGAGAGAAGCAACGAGUCCUUCCUUCCCCUGGACUUCAGCUUCUUUCAGCACAUCACUGAUUCAGAGCCCUCUUUCGCUGAAACCAAUGAUGAAACAAAGACCUCCAAUCUUCCCCUGGAGCGCCCGAAAUCAGAGUUCUUUCCAAAGGGCUUUGUGCCUUGGAAGAGACAGACAGAGAAGGUGACUUCCUACCUUGGAGUCAUUUUCAAGCUUCCGAAGAACUUCCCCACCGAGACUGUAAAGCCUACGGUGAAUCCACAGAAUCUGCAUCCUGACGAGGUUUACGAGCUGGACAGUUCGGAGCAGUCAUCCAUAUUCGAGAUGGUGCGCCAUUGGGAUGCAGAUUUGAGUGACUCUGAUUUUGACGUCUGCCUUGAGAAGGUGGACUGA